Messenger RNA from Linum tenue, 916 nucleotides. Lineage: Eukaryota; Viridiplantae; Streptophyta; Magnoliopsida; Malpighiales; Linaceae. The record is from the annotation of a GenBank genome assembly.
GCCUCUUGUUUUCCAGAUCGGAAAAGAAGAAGAAAAAACAGAGACAAAAUGGCAGGAGCAUUUUCAUACGAAUCAUACAAUCAUUCCUCCGCCGCCGUCGCGCCAGCCACCGCCAUGGCGGCCCACUCGUCCUCAUCGCGGGGCUCCCGGAAGGCGGCUCUAAUCCUCCGGCUGCUGACGUUAGCCUGCCUACUGAUAUCCCUGGUGAUCCUAACCACCAACACCGCCACGCUGCAAGUCAUCACCAACUUCUCCGCCGCCGGACCUACCCUCACCGGCAUCACCGUCCACUUCAAGGACAUCUACACUUACCGAUAUAUGCUGGGGGCGACGGUGGUUGGGAUGGCGUACACGAUGCUGCAAAUCGGCUUCGCGCUGUGUUCUAUCGCCACCGGGAGGGACGGAAGUCUCACCUUUGACUUCUACGGCGAUAAGGUGAUUUCGUACAUACUGGCGACGGGUUCGGCGGCGGCGUUCGGCGCGACGAGGGAUAUGAAGCCGUUGUUCGCCGGAGUUGGGAACGUCGACAAGUUUUUCAACAAGGGUUACGCUUCGGCGAGUCUGCUCCUCCUCGGGUUCGUCUGCACCGCGAUAUUAUCCGUGAUGUCCUCUUACGCCUUGCCCAAGAGAUAUUGAGAUAAUUAAUUUCUGAAAUUAGUCAAUUGCAUACCUGUAACGCGAGUGGAGUAAACUAUCUAUUUGUUUUUUUAUUUGAUUAAACAGUUGUUAUGGGGUUGAUUAAUGUAUACUGUAACAUAAUUAAUUGUUGUGUGGUUUCCAAGGGAUGGUAUAUGGAUUUAUGUAAAUGAGAUUUCGGGGGUUACGCGUUGUGUGUAUUAGUGUAUUACUAAAUUGGUGCAAGUAGUUAGUGGUUUUUCUAUGGAGAAAUUGGCAAUGAGGAUGGGGUAUUUGGAUC